AUGACUUCCUCUGGCCAGAAUCAAAGUGAAAUCAGUUCCGAAAAAGCUGCUGCAAAUGUGAAAACUGUGGAAAGGGAUUGGCGCUGCACCUAUCCAAAUGAGAGAAGGGAGAGGAGUCAGAUCUACGCUCUUCUGAGCAUCAGUAACAGUACAGAUGAGCAAGAGGAGAAGUCUUUGGAGUGUGUUAAUGGAACAGGAUGGGAGGAAGCAGUACAAGGCUGGAGCAAGACAGUCCCAUUUGCUUAUCUUCAGUUACAAAAAAGAGCUAGAAGAACAAGGACAAGUGAGUCAGUCAGUGGCUGCCUGUAUUGCUUAGAUCUGAUGCAAGUUAUUGACAAAGGCUUGGAGCAAGACCCCAAGUUAAGUGCAAGUCUCACCACAGACAGUAUUCCAGAAAAACAAAGUCUGUUCUAUUCUAAUCCAGCCCUGAGCUCUUACCCUUUGGUAGAUGAUGCAAAAAAAGACAACUGUAAUGGAAAAUUGUAUUCUGCCCAGAUAUCCCAAGGGGAAAAGAAAAGAUUGUCCCUAAAGGAAGCUCAGGCUUUUCUAAGUGAAAAGAAGACUUUUCUAAUGAAGGAGGAUCAGCUAUUCCAAGCAGAAAAGAAAGUGGUGCCAAUAAGAGAGUAUAGCAUUCUGGCUCUGGGAAAGCCCAAAAGUGUAGAAACCUUGAAAUGCAAAGAUACAAAGAGCCACGAGCCUAUUACAGGUAAUCUGGGAGACUCUGAAGCCACUCCUGUGAAAUCAUCAAUGGUAUUGCCACCUCUGAAGGACACAGCUCUCAAAAACAGCCUGGACCUGUCACCAAAGAAAAGUAAGCCCGUUAUUUUCCAGGCAAAUGAAAGAGCAUCCCAUGCUGUUUCAAAGACAAUUUCCUUCACUCAGGUUUUUAAAACCAAAGAACCCAGCCACGAGAAGGGAGUAGACCCAACAGGUGAUGUGUUGAAGGAGCCUGUAAAAAUUUACGAGAGAGCCUCUUUUGCCCCAAAGUUUCCUAAGACUUCAUGCAUCUCAGGAGCCAUGGACCAGUGCUACUGGCGCUGUGCUCUUUUGCCCGAUAGGAAAAUUACACCUGUAUCUAAUGCGAUUGCAUUGAGAAGAACGAGUCAUCUCUCCGGCAUGCAUUUUCUGCAUACAAAAGGAGCACGUGACAGCAGAGCCGAUGAGAAUUGGGACCCUUUCACCAGAAGCAGGAGUCAUACUGGACCCAGACAAGGAAAUGAGUCAAAAACACAGGACAUCCCACUACUUUCUGGACUGUUUCCUUCCUUAACGGUCAGCCGUGUUGCAAUAACUACAUUGCCUUCUAGGCUGACCUGA
Messenger RNA from Gekko japonicus, 1317 nucleotides. RefSeq names its product chromosome unknown open reading frame, human C16orf46. The record is from RefSeq and is a predicted model, not a curated record. Lineage: Eukaryota; Metazoa; Chordata; Lepidosauria; Squamata; Gekkonidae. Bases 1 to 1317 code for a protein of 438 amino acids. The transcript has 2 exons.